Molecule: messenger RNA, 714 nt
Organism: Helianthus annuus (common sunflower)
Lineage: Eukaryota; Viridiplantae; Streptophyta; Magnoliopsida; Asterales; Asteraceae
Product: 40S ribosomal protein S15a
Exons: 4
Coding region: 132-524 (130 amino acids)
Biological process (GO): translation
Cellular component (GO): cytosolic small ribosomal subunit; ribosome
Molecular function (GO): structural constituent of ribosome
Source: RefSeq, a predicted model, not a curated record
AAGAAAGCCCACCCACGGGCCCAAAUGAGACCAUAUAGCCCAAACCCUAAUUCAUAUACCCACCCUCUCUAAUAACCCAUUCACCCGCACGCCGCUUCCAUUUUCAUUUCAAGGGUUUUGAGUUUUUGAAGAUGGUGAGAGUAAGUGUUCUUAAUGAUGCUCUUAAGAGCAUGUACAAUGCUGAGAAAAGAGGGAAAAGACAGGUCAUGAUUAGACCUUCUUCAAAAGUUAUCAUCAAGUUUCUUAUGGUUAUGCAGAAACAUGGUUACAUUGGUGAGUUUGAGUAUGUUGAUGAUCACAGGUCUGGUAAGAUUGUGGUGGAGUUGAAUGGAAGAUUGAACAAAUGUGGGGUUAUUAGUCCAAGGUUUGAUGUUGGUGUCAAGGAAAUUGAACCAUGGACCGCUAGACUCUUGCCUUCUAGACAAUUUGGCUACAUUGUGUUGACUACAUCAGCCGGAAUCAUGGAUCAUGAAGAAGCUAGGAGAAAGAAUGUUGGUGGUAAAGUUCUUGGUUUCUUUUACUAAAAACAUGGUAAUUCAAUCACUGUUUUAGGCGUACGCCUUUUAGGAUAAGAUCAAAGGAGGCGAGUUUGGAUUUUUGGUGUUUUGAAAUCGAAUUUUGUCAAGGAAACUUGUCGUUUUGUAUGCAUUGUAUGACUUAUUAUUUCACAGUUUGUUUCUUUAUGCUAUAUCAUACAUUCUGGUUUGGGAGUUU